Molecule: messenger RNA, 3392 nt
Organism: Anarrhichthys ocellatus (wolf-eel)
Lineage: Eukaryota; Metazoa; Chordata; Actinopteri; Perciformes; Anarhichadidae
Product: lysine-specific demethylase RSBN1L-like
Exons: 9
Coding region: 39-3392 (1117 amino acids)
Cellular component (GO): nucleus
Source: RefSeq, a predicted model, not a curated record
CCAGUUACGUCUGACUGUAAAAAAUAGAAACUUCCAAGAUGGCCGAGGCCGUGGACUCCAUGCAUUUCGCAGCAAACAGCAAAACAAAUUCCCCUAAACCCCUGAUAGCCAAACGACCGCCGGAGAGCCGACCGCAGUGUUCCAGCGACAUCUACCCACCGCCCCCUAAGAAGGUCCGCGUGGAGGAGAAGGGCCUGAAGCACAGGAAACUGAACGGAGAGGUGUGCGCAGGGGAAAAACACAACGGGAAGCAGAGUUGUGGGAGCCCAGCGAAAUGGAGUUUCGGCCCGGCCAAGGCGAGCCACUCCGCCGCCACCGCGGUCCCAGCUACUCCCGCUCGGAAAAUCUUCAAAAUCAGCAACUUCCUCGCGUCGCCUCACAAAACGAAAAAGGCGAAAGAGAAACGGCACAAGGAGAAGGAGAAAAGCACCGAGGCGCAGCGGAGCUCCGCCGCUGGUGUGGAGAGAGUGAGCCCAGCUAGCUGCCAUACAAAGACCGAGAACGGCGACGUGAAAAUGCUACAGAGAGAUCACCACGUGAAGGAGAAGGACGGAGAGAAGAAGAAGGAAAAGAGCAAAGAGUGGAAGAAUCACACGCUGACACCUGUAACGUUACAUGACUUUGCAAGAGAAAACGGAGAAGUGAUGUCUCCACAGAAAGAGUCUAAGGAGAAGCCCAAAUCUGGGUCUGAAGAAGACCUCCUGCUGAAGAAACUCAAGAAGAAGAAGAAAAAGAAGCACAAAGAUGGAGAGCGAGUGAAGGAGAGGCACGGCCGACCCAAAAUGUACCAUCGCUCCUGCCAGACAGUGUGUUCAGGAGUGUCUCUGGGUCCGCCUGAGUUCCUCAGUCGAAUUAAUGGGAACAGCAGCAGUCUACUCCACACCUCCGCAGCACCACCACCACCACCACAACAACAACACCACCACCACCUCCACCAGGACCCUCCUGUUACUGCCGCUAUUUCUGCCUCCAUCUCCUCCAUGGUCAGGGAAAGACUCGGCUAUAGUUCCCCUCUCCACUGCGCCCCGGCCCCGGGCCUGUCGGGUCUGGAGUUCGGUCGUCUGAUCCACAUCGAGCAGCAGGCCAACGGAGGAGCGUCCGUGGCGCACGCCUACACCGAGCAGCUCUCCGGUCUGUCUCCGGCUGAGAUGCAGCGGUUCGCCCAGGAGUUUGUGACCCUGUCGUUCAGCGAGGACGAGGCCCAGGCCGCGUGUUUUGUGAUGGGAAUCAUCCACGGGGCGGCAUCCUACCUCCCAGACUUCCUGGACUACUUCUCCUACAAUUUCCCCAAUGCGCCAGUAAAGAUGGAGGUGCUCGGGAAGAAGGACAUAGAGACGACGACCAUGGUCAACUUCUACUCUCAGGUGAAGCGGACUUAUUCCCAGGGAACGUACCGUGCCGGGGCCAUGCGGCAGGUCAGUCUGGUCGGUGCUGUGGACGAAGAGGUUGGAGACUACUUCCCCGAGUUCAUCAACAUGUUAGAGGAUUCUCCCUUUCUGGAGCGGACUCUGCCCUGGGGAACGUUCUCCAGUCUACGGCUGCAGAGCCACACCGAGAGCGAUGACGGCCCCAUAAUGUGGGUCAGACCGGGAGAACAGAUGAUCCCUAUGGCAGACAUGCCAAAAUCACCCUUCAAAAGGAAAAGGUCCACCAAUGAGAUAAAGAACCUGCAGUAUCUACCCAGAGCCAGUGAGCCCAGGGAGAUGCUGUUUGAGGACCGGACGAGAGCCCACGCUGACCACAUCGGUCAGGGGUUUGAGAGGCAAACUACUGCUGCCGUCGGUGUGCUGAAGGCUGUCCGCUGCGGAGAGGACAGUGAUGCUCCCGGACGGAUCACCAAAGAUGUUGUGUGUUUCCACGCUGGAGAUUUCCCAGAUGUGGUCAUGAGGCUGCAGCUGGACCUCCACGAACCUCCGCUGUCUCAGUGUGUACAGUGGAUCGAUGAUGCCAAGCUGAACCAGCUGAGGAGGGAGGGGAUCCGAUACGCCCGAAUCCAGCUCUACCACGAUGAUAUCUACUUCAUUCCCAGAGGAGUUGUCCACCAGUUCAAAACCGUGUCCGCUGUCUGCAGUCUGGCCUGGCACAUUAGACUCAAACAGUAUCACCAACACGAAGCGAAGGAGGAGGAAGACAAGUGUGCACCUAGAGAAGAAACGCUUCAUAUCAAAGAAGAGGAGGAAGACGAAGAUGAGGAGGUUGAGAGGAGGGAGUGUCAGCCUGCUGUACGGAUGCUGAUGAAGCUGGAGGAUGAGGACAACGAGGAAGAGGAAGGGCCGCCCUCACACACUCCGACACAGAUUUUCAAGGAGGAAGAGAGCAGAGCCGAGCUAAAGGGGUUGUCGACGACACAGUCUGGACCUUUCGUCAAGAAGGAGAGAGAUGAAGGUGUUCUCACUCACACACUCAUGGAGCCUAAACCCGAGGAAGAAGAGAAAGAGGAAGGAGGGGGAGGGGGAGGUGCAGACACAUGCCAGACACUGCAGAAGGGCCAUGAGGAGGGUGCAAUGGACAGUUCGUCCUUAAAGUCACUACAGCAGAUUAGGAGGGAGAGUGAUGUGGAGGAAGAGAGGCAGCAAAAGACAACUGUACCAGGUCAAGGUGUAAAGGAGAAAACUAAAGAUAGUAUCAUGAGCACUUACAACUCCCCACAAAUUAAAAAGGAAAAAGAUAAAGGAAAAAGAGAGAGAGAUGAAAAGGAGCGGUUUAAAGAGAAGAAGGAGAAGAACGAGAAGUGGGCCAAGGAGUGGGACUUAAAGACGCAACCCCACGUCAAGAGAGAGAAGGAGCACGAUAAAGACCGGGGAGGAGCGCAGGGGGCGUCCCUCUUACGACCAAACAGAGAGGAGGCCCGGGACGCCUGUUUGCAUAAACACAAGUCUUCACACGGGAAGAAGGAGAAAAGCGGUCACAGGGAGGGCAAAGAGGGCAACGCGUCGAGCACACAGGGGGUGCAGGCAAAGUCAGGCAGAGAGGACGGGAAAACGGGCAUUCCCAAACCUGCAAAUAUUCAGGUUAAGAAGGAUGGAAAGAAGGAGAAAGACAUCAACAGUAAAGAGGAGAGGAAGAAGUCUGGUCCUGCGCCACCAGAACACAAACCACCACGGACACUCAUCACCUUUGACCUCUUUAAGCCGAUGGAGGCUCACCGAACUCUGGCCCUUUCCUUCACAGACAGUCGGCCUAAGACCCACCACCACAGUGACUCUAGAGGCUCUUCCUCCAAGCCCGGAUCUGACAAUCGGACAGUUGUGCCCUCUAAAGGUCCAAAAGUAAAGGACACAGUGCAGGGGAAACCUGGCACACCCCUACAGGACACUCGGCCGCAGCAGCACUCGUUAAAACAGCCCCUAAAAACACACACCCCCCAAACACAGAAAGACUUCUUAAUAUGA